AUGAAAGGGAACCCAUCAACACAUGAAGUCAUAGGGACAAUGAGCACGAGACGGUUCUACCGCUGGCUCAUCACCAUUGAUGGUGACACUGAGAUCAACUACCGCAACUACGAGGAGCUCCCGAGCCGCUCGAACUACAUAUUCUUCUUCGGAGGCCGUCUGCGUGCGGUGAAGACAGCCCGCCCGUUCUCGCUGGUGGUGCUGUUCCUGAUCCUCUCGCCGAUGGUGCUCUUCUCGGUGUUCGAGGCGCACAGGCUGUGGCACACACGCUACGGAUACAAGGCGCUAGUGGUGCUCUUCUACUAUGCAUGGGCAUGGUCGCUGCUGUCGUUCACAAAAACCGCCACCAGCGACCCCGGAGUGCUGCCGAGAAACAUACACAUGCACAAGGACACCCCGCAGGAGUACUUCAACAACGUAACGCUACCAUAUGGCGCUGGCGGUAGCGCUGGAAAUGCAAGUGUCACGCUCAAGUACUGCCAUACAUGCAAGAUAUGGCGCCCGCCGCGGGCCUCGCACUGCUCAGUGUGCGAGUGCUGUGUGCUGACGCAUGACCACCACUGCAUCUGGGUGAACAACUGUGUGGGCCAGCGCAACUACCGGUACUUCCUGGCGUUUCUGCUGAGCAGCACGCUGGCGUGCGCCCUGCUGAUUGCCAACUGCGCGCUGCACUUGCACCGGGCGCUCCACGAAGGCAUACGGGUGAGCCAUAGGCCGCUGCCCGUGGCGGUGCUGCUCUGCGUCUACGCGGCGGUGCUCUGUGUGUACCCGGUGAUCCUGCUGGGCUACCACGUCGCGAUGUCCGGCACGCAGCAGACCACCCGAGAGUACCUCAGGAGCAUCGGCUUCAGGAACCCCGUCAUGCACCGCAUCCGCAGGCGCCGGGACAACCCGUACGCAGAGCACGGCUUCCUCAGGAACAUGCUGGACCUCAUGGCCGAGCCCCGGGGACCCAGAAGUUGUAAUUAUAGAUACAGGUGA
Nakaseomyces glabratus is the source of this 981-nucleotide messenger RNA. RefSeq names its product palmitoyltransferase ERF2 (gene ERF2). The record is from RefSeq and is a predicted model, not a curated record. Lineage: Eukaryota; Fungi; Ascomycota; Saccharomycetes; Saccharomycetales; Saccharomycetaceae. Gene Ontology annotation, cellular component: Golgi apparatus; endoplasmic reticulum. Gene Ontology annotation, molecular function: protein-cysteine S-palmitoyltransferase activity. Gene Ontology annotation, biological process: peptidyl-L-cysteine S-palmitoylation; protein targeting to membrane.